Messenger RNA from Menidia menidia (Atlantic silverside), 483 nucleotides. The record is from the annotation of a GenBank genome assembly. NCBI's taxonomy places the organism in Eukaryota, Metazoa, Chordata, Actinopteri, Atheriniformes, Atherinopsidae.
AUGAGCCAGGCGGGAAGCCUCCGCUGCGAUACGCUCAAAGAUGUCGUUCACGAAGGAGUUCAUGAUGCUCAUGGCCUUUUAAUUCAACCCCAUGUUCACAUUUUGCCUUUAAAAGAAAAACAUGGCUUUUUUACUUCUGGUGUACUUGGUGACGGCCUUGGUGCCCUCGGACACGGCGUGCUUGGCCAGUUCCCCGGGCAGCAGCAGGCGCACGGCGGUCUGGAUCUCCCUGGAGGUGAUGGUGGACCUUUUGUUGUAGUGAGCCAGGCGGGAAGCCUCCGCGGCGAUGCGCUCGAAGAUGUCGUUCACGAAGGAGUUCAUGAUGCUCAUGGCCUUGGAGGAAAUGCCGGUAUCGGGAUGGACCUGCUUCAGCACCUUGUACACGUAGAUGGCGUAGCUCUCCUUCCUGGUCUUUCUCUUCUUCUUGCCCCCUUUGCCGGCGGUUUUGGUCACGGCUUUCUUGGAGCCCUUCUUGGGCGCUGA